CGGGCACACAGGCACACCGGACAGAGAAGCUCAGGGACCGACCGGAGAGUGGCUGUGGGACCCGAGAAGGAAUAAAAUACACCUUCAUUUGGGGAGCUGAAGACCAAGGUUCAAGACCAGCUCUGCUACUUCCAGCUGUGGGGCCUUGGGCAGGUGCCUCUGGGCUUUAGUUCCUUUCCCUGUGCAAUGGGGGGCAGGGGCAGCCCCUCCCACUCCCAGACACUGUGAGUGAGCACAGCAUGGCCCCACGGUGAGGCCACACAUUUACCAACUACGCAAUACUUAAGGGUGCCCAUUUCCAGGCUCUCCCAGACCUGAGUGGGUGCCACCCACUCAGGCAUCCACCUGAGCACAUCCACGUGAGUCACCGAGAACUCGGCCAGCAUGAACUGGGCAUUUCUGCAGGGCAUCCUGAGCGGUGUGAACAAGUACUCCACAGCCCUGGGCCGCAUCUGGCUGUCGGUGGUGUUCAUCUUCCGCGUGCUGGUGUAUGUGGUGGCAGCAGAGGAUGUGUGGGACGAUGAGCAGAAGGACUUUAUCUGCAACACCAAGCAGCCGGGCUGCCCGAAUGUCUGCUACGACGAGUUCUUCCCCGUGUCCCACGUGCGCCUCUGGGCCCUGCAGCUCAUCCUGGUCACCUGCCCCUCGCUGCUUGUGGUCAUGCACGUGGCCUACCGGGAGGAGCGAGAGCGCAAGCACCGGGAGAAACACGGGCCCAACGCACCAUCGCUGUACAACAACCUGAGCAAGAAGCGGGGCGGGCUCUGGUGGACCUAUUUGUUGAGUCUCAUCUUCAAGGCCGCUGUGGAUUCGGGCUUCCUCUACAUUUUCCACCAUCUCUACCGAGAUUAUGACAUGCCACGUGUGGUGGCCUGCUCUGUGGAUCCCUGUCCCCACACGGUGGACUGCUAUAUCUCCCGGCCCACGGAGAAGAAAGUCUUUACCUACUUCAUGGUGGCCACGGCGGUCAUCUGCAUUCUACUCAACCUCAGCGAAGUCACCUACCUGGUGGGCAAGAGGUGCAUGGAGCUCCUGGGCCCCAGGCGCCGGAAGUCUCGGCAUAGGCACCACCUCCCUGACACCUGCCCCCCGUAUGUGAUCUCCCAGGGGGGCCACCCCCACGAAGGGAGCUCUGCCCUAGUGAAGGCCAGCUCGGCCACCAUGGAAGCAGGUGGGUAUCCAUAACCUGCAGCAGAAUCAGCAGGUAGGGUCACCCUGUUCCCUGCCUGUCCCAAGGCCACCACCCCGUACAGGGGCAAAAGUGGGCUGAUCUUCCCCUGGUGAGCAGGAAGGGACUGUGGGGACUCCAGCCUACUUGGUGUCCAGUCUGCAAUGAAGGGUGACAGUGCGUCUGUGGGUCCUGAGCCUCCGUGGACUUGAUGGCUGGUGGGAAUUUUAUAAACAGCAAUAGGGUGAGUCGGAACCCUUAAUAAAUAUGAUUUUCUCCCCCCAGUUCUUUGCAGGCCAGGUGGUG
Messenger RNA from Dipodomys ordii (Ord's kangaroo rat), 1474 nucleotides. It is a transcript of the gene Gjb4, whose product is annotated as gap junction protein, beta 4, 30.3kDa. Gene Ontology annotation, biological process: cell communication. Lineage: Eukaryota; Metazoa; Chordata; Mammalia; Rodentia; Heteromyidae. The transcript is spliced from 2 exons. Gene Ontology annotation, cellular component: connexin complex. Bases 385 to 1185 code for a protein of 266 amino acids. The record is from RefSeq and is a predicted model, not a curated record. Gene Ontology annotation, molecular function: gap junction channel activity.